AGGUACCUAGUGCCAACAGUUCACCGCGCACCGCCACCCGGGGCGCCUGUGUGCCGACGUACAAACACGAGCGGAUCACAGCCACUUGCAAUCUCGCAACACAAGUGCAUAACAUCGCUGUUAUAGCGUUAUUUUCGGAGAGUGCCACUAUUUUUAACGUGCAACACGAUAGUGUGCAUCCUGGCUCGUCCUCGCAAAUGCCCUCUUGGAUCAUCCGCAGAAGGAGAAAUAAACAUAGCACUCCGGAGCGAGAGGAGUACGUGGCGCUGGCUCCGAUCCAACCUCCACACGCUUGCUGAUGACACAAUAAAUUGUGAUGCUGACACGCACAGGGCCCUACAGAAAGCUGCGUCCUAGAGGACGACGAAGGACGUUGUAGUUAACGAAUUAUUUUUCUAAUAACAAGUGCCUAAAUCGCUAUUAUAAUGUUGAACAACCGUCGCAACUUUGUGUUUAGAGUGAGUAUCGUGAUCAACAUCGCCGUACUAUUGUACGCCGCGAUGCAUCUGUCCAGCAGCAGCACACCGGGUGUCGAGUGGGUACCGGUCACUGUGGAUGGAUCCGAGAGAAGUGCUGAGUUUCGUUAUUUAAAUAGAGAUGACAUGCGUAAUUAUACAGACACGAGACCGCCUGAUUCAAGCGUCCGGAUAUUGGAAGAGUCUACCUCACAAAAGACGCCGUCCACAAUGCCAACCACAAAUAAAACUACUUCGAGCACAGCUUCGUUGCUCGAAGCGGCGAAGGAUUUAGAAAAGAAGCUAACCGGUGUAAUGGCUGAUGCUGAAACGUCAAACGUAACAGUGCUUGAGAUAGAUGACGAGGACGCCUUAAACCCGGCGGCUCUUGCGUACCUUCGGACGUUAUUACAGUGCAACGACAAGGACAUGCUGGCGCAAACUAUACAACGCGGUGAAUAUUGGGUGCUAAAAAAUUUUGUACGCGCCGACCACGGUUUUAUACAGUGCCACGAAUCUAUAACUUAUACAACUCACGCUGGCUUCGAGUUUCUUGACAACGUCCAGCCUCUCGUUGAAAGAUGGAUGGCCCCAGUGAGUCUGGCUAUUCACGCGCCCGGAGCUGACAUGGGUCCGACGGUGAACAGCAUCAGAUACUUGCGCGACUGCCUCGGGAACGAUCUCAUCAAGCAGUUCGUCACUUUCCACGUGUUCUUCUCACACAAACACGUACCAAGCAGUAUACCAAAUCCGGAUACAUUCCUCCAAACGCCAUACAACUGCACCGUGAAACCUCCUUACGACGUCAACGCAAACUCAACGUACAUGAAAGCGAAGAGUCUCCUGUACCCAGUGAAUGUCGCUCGCAAUAUCGCUAGAGAAGCAGCGGUCACUCAUUACAUACUGCCAUCCGAUAUAGAGCUAUAUCCUAGUCCUAAUUUAGUACCCAGGUUCCUAAACAUGAUUGCCAGAAACGCUAAACCAUUGAGCACCUCUUCAAGGCCUAGAGUCUUCCCAAUAAGCAUAUUUGAAGUCGGUGCCAAAGUACAAGUGCCAUCAACGAAGACGGAGCUGCAAGCGAUGCUGAAAAACAAAACGGCUAUACCGUUCCACAAGUUCGUGUGCCCAAACUGCCACAAUAUUCCUCAGGGACAGCAGUGGAUAAACUCAUCGGAAACAAACCAAAUGGACGUGUUUCAUGUCGGUAAGCGAAGGGGGAAGUUCGUGCAUUGGGAGCCAAUCUUCAUUGGAACGCAUCAAGAUCCCUACUACGACGAGCGACUCAGUUGGGAGGGCAAAAAGGAUAAGAUGACACAGGGAUACAUCCUCUGCGUCAAAGAUUACGACUUUAUGAUACUAAACAACGCGUUCCUCAUCCACAAGCCUGGCAUCAAGCACUACGUCAAGAAUGCCAAGAGGGACAGCCUCGCUAGUCGACAAUCUCUGUACAUCAAGAAUAUUAUCAUGCCCCAGCUUAAAACUUUAUUCGGAACAAGGAAUGGAUGCGCGCUGUGAUCCAAAAGUUCUAAGUAUACAACCAAAUUGUAGCUGGAACCUAAUUGUUACCUGACAUCUUAUUAUUGGUUUACCUGUUGUAAGAGACUAUGCGCAGGUAUUUUUUAACCUAGAUGUUAAUCUAGUUUAUUCCGCACAGUUUAAAGACUGGCUUAAACAAGUUGAAGUUGUUGGCAGCACUGUAACUGAGGCAAUAAAGGUCAAUUCAUAUUGACGGCGAAUUGACGCGAUUUUCUAAAAUUUUAUAAAAAGUAGUAGGUAGAUAUACCUGUUUCGUCCAAAAAAGCACAAACUCGCGCAAAAAUAAAUUGCACGAAUGUGCGUGCGUUUUCGCUGCCAAUGUAAAUCGACCCUAAGAACCAAUUUGCGAAAACUAAAAAACACGAACGCACGAGUGUUGCCAACAUCUCUGUAACAGGGUGUGUACAAUGUACUACCGUCUGAUUUUUAUAGACCUUUACAUGUUGUCGUCGUUUAGCCUACAAAUUCUUGUAUCUUUGGAAACAGCGUAAAAGUUUUUGCGUCUUAGCAAUUGCCAUUCUGGGAUAUGAAGACGUAUUUUAAAGUACUUCGAACAUCAUCAGUUAUUUCCUUUCAAGGUUUGGGAGGCUCAUCGACGAUAUAUCGACGACUCGGAACGAUACAUAUCAUAUUAUAAACUAUUUUACUCGUAUUUAAAAUUAUUGUAGACAAUGUAUUCAGUGAUCAUUCGAAUCCGUGUCAAUAUCUGCCGGUUUCUAAAUAAUAAUUCAGUUCAGUGCAGUUGUUAAAACAUUAUUUUAGUAGGUAUGUUGAAAAACAUAAAAUGAUUUUCAAUAGCAAAGAGAAAUCUUUUUAAAACCUGUAGUUUAAUUAUUAAACAAUGAUUAUAUUGCGCAAUUUAAAAUUGCACUUUAUAUUAUUUCAGUUGACUAAGUGGGCUAUAAGAAACCGGUGGUUAGACUUUUAAAGCUAGAAACGCAGUGCCUGUAAUUUGAUAAUAUUGAUAAUUGUAUUUUUAAACUCAAUAUUCAAAAUAUCAACUAAAACUAUUCCAAAAUCAAUGGUAAAACCGAAUUUCCUAGACUGUUCUUCCUUUACGGGGCCUAACUUUAACGAUCAAUCUUCAUAAUUUUAAGUUUCUUGAAUGUAAAUAUUUUUUCCUUGCUUUGAUUAAUGUUCUCUGAUUUAUUGUGACUUUUACAUUUACGACAUGAAUCUUAAUUUUGACUCAAUAUUAUAUUAUGUAGUUAAUUGUAUAUACUUUGCUUUUUAAUUACUAAAGCUUGUAUCUUAUGCUUCUUCUUUAUGUUGGACCCAUUUUAGGCUAAAAAGGCUAACACAAACCAAUACAAAAACAGAGGUAAAAAGUACUGUUUUCUGGUUGGCCUUUAAAGUUUCCUAAAGGUUCUUCCGGCAUAUAGAUGAAGCAUGAAAUUGAGAUAAUCGAUACUUUUAUUUAAGCUGGCUUAUUUUAUAUUAUCUUUACCAAUACAUAUAAACAUAUUAUUAUAAAGUAUAAACGAUUCCUGAUAUGCAUUUUAAUUUAAUUUAUAUUUUAAACAGUGUGAACUAGUUAUUAGGGAAGUAACUGUAAACUUAUAAGUCACUAUAUUAUAGUACAUAAUAUACAAUUUGGUUAUUUAAAAAAAACAUCCCGAACACAUGGCACCUAAAGACUUGUAGAAUUUCCACAUAGGGAAGUACUUUUUCAGACCAUCGAGUCUUUAGACGCUAUGUACGAAUGUAAACUAGGUCAGUUUCCUGAUUUAUUGUAUAGCAUGGUGCAACAUCGAUAUAUUCAGUAUGUACAGGAUACCGAAAGCUUACCGAACGCUUCUAUUUCAAUGACAGCUUCCUGAUUUAUACGGGAGAUUCGAGCGAAAUCGUUUCGUUAUCAUGCCAAUAAGGUUAUCCUUACAGGCGAUCGGUAAGCUUUCGGCAUCGCCCUCACUGAACAUACCGAUACUACACCGCUACCCAAUAGAGGCAGGAGAUGGUCAGUCAACAGUUUUGUAUACAGUUAAAUUUGUAAGAUGUAUAUUAUGCCUAUUAUGUAAUGUAGUAUAUUGCCAACUUUGAUAUGGAUGUUCAAAGUUUAUACUAUACAGCCUGAAAUGCUAGUUUUUAUAAUUAAGAUGACGGGCCUUACGGUUACUGGUGAUGAUUAUAUAAUGCUUAGUGAUGAAACUCACCACGUUCGGAAUAGGUUAAGGAUUAGUUUUAGUUUAGUUGUCAAUUUCUUGCAUGAUUUUUUUAACUGUAUUAUAAUGACGCUUUUUUUUGCUUUAGACUGUUCUAUAGCCUGAUUCUUUAGUAGAAAUAUUUGCUUUCUUUUUCUUUAAACCUGGUUAGUCAUUUUUAAUUUUGCUUAAAGAAAGUCGUUUUGAGCGUUAUUUAAAAAAAUUGAUAGCUAAAGAAUCUGACUUGAAUUUAUAUGUAUUUUAUGCGGUUAGAUUUACUUAUUUAUACUAAAUAAUACUUUAUAUCAAAUACUAGUUGAUAGCUCUUUACUGUGUACUCUUUCUAGUUAAUUAAGUUAUGGGGUUUUGGUUCUGGUUUACGCAUGUGGUGAGUUUUCACUUGAAAGGCAAAAGUGCCUAAGGCUGGAGACAUACUUAUAACAUGCAACCCAAUCCGACGCCCCGUGACGCUCAUUCACUCAAAUCAUAUUAUUUUCUACUAACGGUCUUUCCCGACUUCGUCCGGGAUGAACAACAUAAUAUAUAGCCUACGUCCAUCUGGAAUAUAGUACAUUUCAAAUGGGAAAGUAAUUUUUCAAAUGCAACUGCAUUAGUUCCAGAGAUCACUCUCCACAUACAUCACCUGAAACUCACAUAAUUCGCACUCUUCCUAUAUAUAAUGCUGCUACAUUUACCUAACAACAUUUUGCAUAAAGUCGGAUGUUUGUAUUAUGUUUGUUCAUUAAAAGUUUGACGGCUCAAAGCAUACUCGUCAAAGCGAAGCAACGCGUUACAGUUUACAACUUUAUCUCCAGAAAGUUAAAUACAAAGUAUAAAGCAUACGCAAUGCGAGCGUUGGCAGAGAUUUUGUUUCAAUACAAAUAUCUAACUGGCAGCUUGAAAUAGAUGUUACGUUAAAGUCAAACAACAAGUUGUUUUUCCUCAUGAAAGAACAUUACAUAGGAGAGUUAAAAAUUAGCUUAGGUAUUUGAAAUAUAUUAGGAAAGACGCGAUGCGCUUCGAUUCUGCAUCAAUGUGUCUUAUGCUUAAGUUGACGAUUUGAGUUUACUGAACAACUGGCCUCGGAUGAGUUAGCAUCUUAUGUUUGGUAUGUUUCCAGCCCAUAAUAGUUUAAGUGCAAUAAAUAUAACUAUAAAUAAACAAAACCUGUAAACAGUCUCCGAAUGUGAUCAUUUAUGGAAGUGUAUUUAUCGACAUGUGCUAGUUUUAUAAGUAGUCUGCUAAAUUAAGGAUUUUACCUUGUAUGUGAAAAUUUUCAUAAAAAUCUACAGAUAUCAUGUAAUUGGAAAUAAAGAAUUUAAAAUUUCA
Molecule: messenger RNA, 5461 nt
Organism: Maniola jurtina (meadow brown)
Lineage: Eukaryota; Metazoa; Arthropoda; Insecta; Lepidoptera; Nymphalidae
Product: beta-1,4-glucuronyltransferase 1
Exons: 7
Coding region: 426-1970 (514 amino acids)
Source: RefSeq, a predicted model, not a curated record